AUGUACCCUACAGAUAAUUUAAAACAUGGACUUAAAAUUAACCCGUUUAUAAAAGAAAAUAUGUUGAAAACGAUACAAAAUCUGUGUUACAACAAUUCGAACGCGAAUAAUUUUAACAUGACCUCCCCAUUCUUGGUGGAUAACAUUUUGCAUCAGCAGAAGUCGGUCAACUUCCACAACCAAUAUUUAAACCAGCAGUUAGAAAACUACGUUUUACAGCGUAACUUCGAAAGAUCUAGAGAGAAUUCUCCUGAAGUAGACGAAACGAAAAUGGCUGAAAACGACGAAGAGAUACGCAACGACGAAGCGACGGAUAAGAAUGAGGAUGACGACUCCAAAAGCAAUGAAGAUGAAAGCUUUAUUAAGAACGAAGCUGUAUACUACAAUCAUGAGUAUUACAGAAAUGAGGAUCGUGAAAAAGAGGUUUUAAACAUACCAUCUUUAAGACAUCGCUGUCACUGUGGCUCCUACGACUGCCCACCGUACGCUUGCAAAAAGUCCGGAAUACGUCGCUUAGAAGAAUUAGAGAAACGCUUCAAUCUACACAAUUACCAAGAUAAUUCUGGUGAUGAAGACGUGAGAGAUAAAACGGAGGACAUGGUUAAAAACUGUGAUGAUUAUAACGAGCCGAAAAAGCCAUUGUUGAAAUUUAGUGUCAGUGCCAUACUGGGUGAGGAGAGAGAUACAGCUAAGAGCAGUGUUAAUGAUUACCGACAGCCAAUGAUCAACCCGUGGCCGAUAGCAAAGCCAAUCGCGAGUAGACCGAUUCCAGUCCAGCAUCAGCAUUUGCAGCAUUUACUGGCGCACUGUCAUCACCCGUAUUUAGUAAGGCCUUCACAAGCUCAUACCCAGGUGUUCCCUCUCCCAGGUGGAUUCCCAUGGGCUCACAGUUCCAGAGGUAAACCACGACGUGGUAUGAUGCGGCGAGCCGUAUUCUCGGAUCUUCAAAGAAAAGGCUUAGAAAAGAGGUUUCAAGUGCAAAAAUAUAUUUCCAAACCGGACAGGAAGAAGCUGGCUGAAAAGUUGGGCUUGAAGGAUAGUCAGGUAAAAAUCUGGUUUCAAAACCGCCGCAUGAAAUGGCGCAACUCGAAAGAGCGGGAACUACUCGCUUCCGGCGGCUCCCGGGAACAGACACUACCAAACAAAAACAACCCACACCCAGACCUAUCUGACGCUGAAGCUGACAAACCCAAACUAUCACCUUCGCCCGUCGAAGACGACGAAUUAAAAAACAAAAUCUACGCGUCAACUUCGAACUGUCAAAGUGACAGUUACAGAUAUGACGACAAGAUGGCGGCGGGGCUGUUCGCGCGCGAGAACUAUCAGAACAUGGAAGAUGGCGAUGAUUAUGAGACAGAUGCUAGUGCGACAGAUGAAGAAAUAAACGUGACAUGA
This is a messenger RNA of Colias croceus (clouded yellow), 1395 nucleotides long. RefSeq lists its product as uncharacterized. Gene Ontology annotation, molecular function: DNA binding; DNA-binding transcription factor activity, RNA polymerase II-specific. The coding region runs from base 1 to 1395 and encodes 464 amino acids. The record is from RefSeq and is a predicted model, not a curated record. Lineage: Eukaryota; Metazoa; Arthropoda; Insecta; Lepidoptera; Pieridae. Gene Ontology annotation, biological process: regulation of transcription by RNA polymerase II. The transcript has 5 exons.